Megalobrama amblycephala (Wuchang bream) is the source of this 4141-nucleotide messenger RNA. It is a transcript of the gene gbgt1l1, whose product is annotated as globoside alpha-1,3-N-acetylgalactosaminyltransferase 1, like 1. Gene Ontology annotation, biological process: carbohydrate metabolic process. The transcript has 7 exons. Gene Ontology annotation, cellular component: membrane; Golgi apparatus; vesicle. The coding region runs from base 225 to 1172 and encodes 315 amino acids. Gene Ontology annotation, molecular function: hexosyltransferase activity. The record is from RefSeq and is a predicted model, not a curated record. Lineage: Eukaryota; Metazoa; Chordata; Actinopteri; Cypriniformes; Xenocyprididae.
ACCACAUACGUCAUCGUCUUAGAGUGAUCGCUUCAGGUACUGGAAGUUGCUGCUGGAUGCGACUGUAGAAACGCGUGCCUCACGAAAAUAUUAAGAUGUCGCUACCUGCUCUAUACUGCAUAUAUGGAGAAAUUCAGGAUGUGCUGAAGGAUGUGGAACAGUCAUUGACUUGCAUUCAAUCCAUCAAGUGAAUACGGACACAAGACCCAGCCGAUACGACAAUAAUGCGACUCCGUCAGAGUGUUCAUUUCUUCCUUUUUGGCAUGUUUGUCGGCUUAUCACUGAGUGGGCUCAUUUUCUUGGGCUACACUUCCAGUUGCUUUAGAAAUCAACAAACAGACGAAUUAGGUCGGACGGAUGUUGUUUCUAUGACCCCAUGGUUAGCCCCAGUUGUUUGGGAGGGAACCUUUGACUCCAUACUGAUCGACUCUAUCUACAAACAACACAACAUCACUAUAGCAACCACUGUCUUCGCUUUGGGAAAAUACACACGUUUUCUCAAAGAGUUUCUGGAGUCAGCAGAGGAGCAUUACUUUGUUGGAUUUCGGGUGCAUUACUACUUGUUUACAGAUCAACCAGAAGCAGUUCCUGAAGUAAAGAUGGGUGAAAAUCAUCGUUUGACAGUUCGGAGGGUUCCGAGUAUGGACAGAUGGCAGGACAUCAGUAUGGGCAGAAUGGAAAUACUGGAAAAACUAAUGGAGAAUGAACUGGCCAAUGAAGCUGACUAUAUUUUUUGCCUGGACGUGGAUACAAAGUUCUAUGGCCGCUGGGGGUCGGAGUCUUUGGGUCGUCUGGUCGGUGUGAUACAUCCUUGGUUCUUUGAUUAUCCAAAGGAUCAAUUCACAUAUGAGCGUAGACCAGAGUCUCAAGCAUUCAUUCCAGCUGGGGAAGGCGAUUAUUAUUACACUGCUGCUGCAUUUGGAGGCUCACUGGCGGAUGUACAUCAUCUCACCAAAACCUGCCGGGAGCAGAUGAACAUUGAUGCAACAAACUCCAUUGAGGCGAUAUGGCAUGAGGAGUCUCACUUGAACAAGUACUUCCUUUAUAAAAAACCCAGUAAACUGCUCUCUCCUGAAUAUCUGUGGCGGGACAUCAGUAUCAGUGUGGGCCAAGUGAAAAUAAUUCGCUUCUCUCAUGUAGCUAAAAACAAUGCAGAAGUUCGCCCAAACUAGCAUCUUUGUGAAAGUUUUAAUUCACAUAAUGUUGCUUCACAAAAAAAAUAUAAUUUCGCUUUCCCUUAGUUUUGAGACAUAAACUGGUCAAAUUGGUUUAACAAAGCAUUAUGAACGAUUAGUAAAUCACAAAUCUGAGUCAAAGACACGUUGCAAGCACAGGUUUCCACAAGGAAAUUUCAGUUUUAAAUAUGACUGAAUAUGUUGGAUACCUUGUUAAAUCCUGAUUAAAUAAUGUGCCAUAAUUUUUUUUUUUUUAUGAUUGGUAAGUCAAUAAAUAUGCCACGUGUGUAAUAUAAUGGUCUUGUGAGCUGUGAAUCAGUACUAGAUGUAUACCCAGAUAGCAUGGUGACAUUGAAAUGUUGAGUUUUGAUCCAAACCAUCAUUGAGAUUGAUAUUGUUUAAGGUUUAAAGUGUGUUGGAUCAGCAUUGAAAUUUUGAUGAAAGCUGACAGCACACAUGGGUGGAGACAGUGACAUUGAACUAACAGUAACGACCACAAGAUCAUGCAGGUAUCUCUGCAGAACACUAGUGGGUGUUUCCCAAUCAGUGGGGCGUUUUCAAACCACAAUGGGCUUUUCAACCGCUUUACUCGAUUUGCGCUAAUCCACUGGGGGCUUGGUGUAGGGGUGGGCCUUCAUGAUUUUAGCAAGUCUGUUGAAAAUGUUGAAAAACAUCCAUUGUAGUUUGAAAUUGGCCACUGAUUGGUAAAUGGCCAUUUUGGUUUUGCACAUGCAUUUCACAGUAGUCUAAUUAAUUCCUCCUCAUUAAAGAGAAAACACUGGUGCAUCCUAUAGAGUAGUCUUGUUUGGUGAACUACCUGACUUCUCUGGGUUUCAAACAAUGGUGCAUCUUUCUUAUUUCUGUUCUUUUUUUUGUGUGUGCUUGUUAUUUGCAUUUGAUUUGUUACUGAAUCUAAUAAGAUAUAUUUAUAUAAAAAAUGUAUUGAAUUACUUGAAUAAACCAUCCAUUUUCUAAUUCUUAAAGUGCACACCUCUUGCUUUAGUAAUAUUUAUUAGGAAUUUUAUGAUUAAAAGCAAGUGACAUGAACGUGAGCAGGAAUAUCAUACUUUACACAUAGCCCAUGUAUUGCAUCUAUUACUCAAUGUUUGCAGAGUACAUUGCCUUCUUUCCUUUAAUAUGGAUGAAGGCAGAUGAGGAUGGACAAUUAAAAAAUGAGAAGCACGCUUUUGAUAAAUGUGACAUAUAUAAUACAUUGAGUUGUAGUCGAUAGGAUUAUUACCUGACCUGGGACUUGAUGCUAUCCUGUGCCUUAUCUCCUGCUCCCUCAUUACCGCUUAAUCAGGUAAUCAUUCAUAUUCCUGAAUCUGUAUUAAAUGAGGAAUGUAACUAAUCUCCGUUCAGUUUAGCCUGUUUCCACUGAAAUACAAUCACAAAAAAACUGCACCUUGUGUUUAAGAAAAUGACUGACAUUGCUAUUUUGUGAUAUUUAAACAGAUUGAGGUCUACAUAAGGUGAAUCUGCAGCUUUAAAGAAAUGUUCGUUUAAAAAAAACCCAAGCUCUUUUAUUCUACAAGAUAAACUUACUUGAAUGUGUAUGUAGUUUCACAUAAAAUGAACUGUGAUUUAUGUAAUGCCCAUAGUUCAGAGGUGUUUGUCCAUUUUGCCCCACUCUUAAAGAAUUUAAUUUUCUAUCUCUUUGUCACUGAUUGUGUUAAACUGACAAAUAAACUAAACUGACUCAAUUGCUGGAAAGGUGUCAUUUAUAUUUUAAAACGUUUUCCCAAAAGUUUGAAAUGGUCAGAAAUUUGUACAAUGAAGUGUAGCUGAAUUAGUAUUAAUGCUGUUCAGAACAUUAUUUUAUGUUGACAUUUCUGUUGUCUUUUCAGUGUUUCAACAAAAGUGAUUUAGAAUCAACAUCAUGUUAACAUUGAUCAAACGAUAUUACUAAUGAUUUAUUUUUGUUAAUUUCACCAGUAAUGUUGAAUCAACACCACAAUGUUGAUGCAUUGAUGUUACCAUUGAUUAUUUUUGUUAAUUUCAGUAUUGAUUCAGCAUCAGUGAUGUAGAAUCAAUCAUAGUGUAAUGCUGAUUCAAUAGCAUUACCAUUGUUUUUUUGUUUUGUAUUUUUGUUCACCAUUGUUUCAACAUUAAAUGUGGAAAAACGCUUCAUAAUGUUGAUUCAAUUAUAUUAUCAUUGAUUUUCUUGUUGAAAUCUCAACAUUGUUUCAACAUUAACUGAAAGUACAAAAGUUAUGUUGAAAAAAUAUCACUUUGUAAUGUUGAAUCAAUAAUAUUACCAUUGAUUUGUGAUUGAAAUCUCAACAUUGCUUCAACAUUAACUGAGGGUGCAAGAGUGAUACUGAAGCAACAUCACCUCGUAACGUUAAUUCAAUGCAUUUAAUGUUGAGUCAGCGUUGAUGCAUCAACACUGACUCAACAUUGUUUCAAUGAUUACAUGCUAUCUGGGUACUCAUAUAAAACAUCUAUAAAUAUUUUUCUGCUCUACAUUGCAAAUCAUGUUUUUAAGCGGGUUUCUAGCAAGAAAAGAUUGUAACAUUCUUAAAACAACAUUCCGAGAAGCAACUAAAAUAUUAAGACUUGCUUUUUGCAUUUUGUCUUCUAUUUACAAUUCAUUGAAUAUCCCACAAGCUGUAAUAUGCCAUUCUAGUGUCUUUAGGUUUCAUUUCACAUGCAUUGCAUUUGUAAUGUUAUGUUUGUACUGUAAUAUUUGUAUUAUACCACAAUAUGUGUGCACUGUAAAGUCCUGAGAUUGUAUUGCAACCUGCCACUCCUGUAAUUCAAUCCUCUUGUUUGCCCACCUGUCCCAACUAUUUAAUAUGUGGGCAGAAAACCUUAGAAUGUUUGUUAGUCUAUCAGAAUCAAUGAUGCUAUUGUGUAAAUAGUUUUUUAUUAAUUUAUUUUGAAGGGAUGGAUUCUGGAAUCCACUGCCGCUUCAAUAUAUAUCUUUUAAGUUAUUAAUCAACAUAUAUAUAUGACUUCUUCAA